Messenger RNA from Alosa alosa (allis shad), 1599 nucleotides. Its product is annotated as platelet binding protein GspB-like. The record is from RefSeq and is a predicted model, not a curated record. Bases 311 to 1216 code for a protein of 301 amino acids. The transcript is spliced from 2 exons. NCBI's taxonomy places the organism in Eukaryota, Metazoa, Chordata, Actinopteri, Clupeiformes, Clupeidae.
AAUCCCAGUUCACCUGGACAAAGGCAUCCAGGCCACUUGGAUACCUUUUGUGCCUGGUCUUUUCACAUUUAAUGUGUUGGUCUAUGGGCCAUCAGACCAAAACAAUAGGGGUGCAAAUUCAACCUUAACCCCGACUCCAGGCUGACGUGUCACUCUGUCUGUCCUCUUGUGAGAAGAGGAGACUGAGGAUGGCUCCGGUUGAGGUAGGUGUGCCUGACAGCCCCAUCAUCCGUCCUCCAAAGAGGGGUAUAAAAAAGGACACAGACAAGGUCAAAUCAGUCUGGACUGACAAUUGCAUUGAGCUGGCUGAAUGGAAGGCAGGAAAGAAACUAAAAAAAUGAAGCACUUGGAGGAGCCUUUAUCAGCAGAUUCUGACAGCUCCUUGUCAGAGCUCUUCAACGGGGCCACAUCCUCCUCCUCCUCCAGCUCCUCUCCUCCACACAUGGUCAGGACGAGCAAAAAGGCUCAACAAUUUCCCUCUCCCUCACCAUUGCCACCAUCAUCCCCCUGCUGGAUCUGUUGCUUGCCCAAAACCCUUGAUACUGGCCAUGCGUCCUUUCAGGGACGCUCCUACUGCGAAGUGGAGGAUGGCUCUAGAGGCAGGACAGCUCAGCAGUGGUUGGAGGAGAAGCAGUGGUUGAAAGAAAAGCACUGGCUGGAGGUAGAGCUGCCGAAGAUUGAGCAGGAGGCAGCAGAGAUGUAUGGCUCGUCCACAUGCUGCAUCUGUGGUCAUGUCCUAACCCUGGAAACUGGCCAUGCGUCCUUCCAGGGACACUCCUACUGCGAGAGAGAGGCUGGCCCUGAUGGGAAGACAGCUCGGCAGUGGCUGGAGGAGCAGCAGGCUUCAGCAGCAGCAGUAGAUGGGCCAACACCAAUGGUGGCGGUAGAACCAGUGAUUUCAGCAGCUGAGCCAGCAUCCUUCCAGGCGGAUAGGCCAACUCUUACCCUAAACCUAACUAUACCCCUAAACAUAACCAUAAACCUAACCCUACCUUCUAGUGCCAGCGCAUCCUCCUUCUCCACCUCAGCCACCCCACAAACUGCCACUGCCACCCUGUCCUUUAGCGCCACCCCGUCCACCAGCGUGGACGCCGAUGUAACCCCCUCUACAGCUACCACGUCUCCAGCUGCAGCCACAACAGCCAGUGCCAGCACAUCCUCUGCAUCAAACUCAGCCACCACACAAAAUCGCCUCAACAGUUGUGGCGAUACCUAGUGAGGACUACCGCCGCAGGAGAAGAAACAAUGUGCACUGGAGACAGGACAAUUUCUGAAAUCUUCUCGGAAGGUCACCCACUUCAACCGCAGGCGCUGUGACCAACCUUAGGUGGGGAUAACAUUGGCCAGCGGCAAGCGUAACAACGUUCAGACCAUAAUAAGUUCUCGUUCCUAAGUAAACUAAACUGACAAUUGAAUACGCUCACGUUGCGCUUUAAAAGUUGAACCAAGUUCAACGCUCAGCUUGUUCAAUGGCUGGAAAAAAAUAUGCAGCACAAGAUCCCCCUCCCUGAGCAAACACUUUCUUUAUUGCAUUUAAUUCUUAAAAAGAAACAUUGUUCAGUUGUCUUCAUAAUGUGUGUAUGUGUGUGAGGGGCGAGG